GCGCAUGCGUACACGACACCUUUCCGUAAACUCGAGAUUGUCAACUUCCUCAUUGAGUGAGAAAGUGCAUUCGUUGACCGUGAUCGACUAUAUUCCAUCGACUCACGUAUAUCGGGAAUUUGUCAUCUAUACAAUGUCGAAGCCACCGCCAAAACCGGCCAAACCAGGCCAAGUAAAGGUGUUCAGAGCAAUGUUCACCUUUGACCCCAGAACUCCUGAUGAGCUGUACUUUGAAGAAGGAGAUAUAUUGUAUAUCUCUGACACUAGUGACAGUCAUUGGUGGAAGGGGACAUGCAGGGGACGAACAGGACUCAUCCCCAGUAACUACGUUGCUGAGCAGGCGGAAUCUAUCGACAACCCGAUGCAUGAAGCAGCCAAGAGAGGCAAUCUGAGCUGGCUGCGAGAAUGUCUGGAGAACAAGGUGGGCAUCAAUGGACUGGACAAGGCUGGGAACACGGCCCUCUACUGGGGUUGUCACGGUGGACAUAGAGAUGUGGUGGAGCUGUUGCUGGGACACCCAAACAUAGAGCUCAACCAGCAGAACAAACUGGGGGACACUCCCCUCCAUGCUGCAGCCUGGAAAGGAUACUCUGACAUCGUAGAAAUGCUGCUCAACAAGGAUUCAAGGACAGACGUCAAGAACAACGAGAACAAGCUGGCGCUGGAGAUGGCCACCAAUGCUCAAUGUGCCUCGUUGAUCAAGAGGAAACAAGGAGGCAACAUCACGCGCUCGCAUAGCAACGCAGAGGAGUACCUGGACGACGAAGACUCGGACUGAGGUGAUCUUCCUCCAGGUCAAAUGACGAGCUCGCCGUUAUGUCUUUUCUCUGACGGACCAGCUCGGUUGAAUUAUGACCCCCCCCUUGAUUCCCCAUCCCUGUGGCAGUUGUGAAUAUUUUCCUUCUAUACUAUGUUUGUGAUUUGUACCUCUUGCCUCCAUGUUCUCUCGCCCUCUCUCUGGGUGUUUAACUCACUGUGUUUACUGUUUGACCCUUUGGUUUAGGGUGUAUUUCCGUAUAGAAGUCUAGGAUUCUUGGGGCUUUAGCUCUGCCCACAGUGGUCCCAGAGAGACAUAGCAAGCAUAAUCAACGUAGAAGACUCUUAACUUGAAUACAGUCCAAUUAUGCAGAUAACUUAUCGAAUAAGUGCCUUAUCUGGACCGGAAUAAAAAUUAUCCAAAACGCAAUUCAAAACAUUUCCUUUGUUCAAAUUCAAGUGGGAUUAUUUUAUGAAUAAAGCAUGGUAGCCCGACUAACAUAAUCUUGAUUUAUAUUUAACUUCUUUUGGGAUUUUUUUUUUAUGCAGAAUAAAAAUAUUUUGCAACUGUCAACUCACUGUGGCAGUGAUUGGGAAAGGUUUUGAUGAAAGUAAUAUAUUGCUGAUCGUCCUGCAUAUAUGUUCUACUGGACACAAUUGGAUAUCGUUUUGUUUCUUUGGCUUUCUUAUUCUUCUAACCUAGCGUUGGUUAUCAUCGAACUACAUUCUGCACUGCUUGCAUUUAGUCAUGCGAGAUUUUUCAGUUACUCCAUUCCACAAUUCCUAAACGUCAGAGCUUACUGUGCUAAACAUGGACAACAUCUUUAGUCUUUUUUGACUUGAUUGAAUUACCAUGAACCAUUUUCUUGUAACAUUUCCAGAAUGAUCUCUAAAGAAGUGCCUUUUAAAGCAUGGCGAAAUCUCUGACGGUUGUCCGUUUCUUGAAAUGAAUGUUUUUGUUCUCAAUUUCUGCAUUUUUCUAUGUUUAAAAUGCAAUAAACGUCCUCUUUACUUAAACAGCAUAUGUAUUUCUAUAUAUGA
Messenger RNA from Gadus chalcogrammus (walleye pollock), 1797 nucleotides. It is a transcript of the gene ostf1, whose product is annotated as osteoclast stimulating factor 1. NCBI's taxonomy places the organism in Eukaryota, Metazoa, Chordata, Actinopteri, Gadiformes, Gadidae. The coding region runs from base 5 to 778 and encodes 257 amino acids. Gene Ontology annotation, biological process: signal transduction. The transcript has 10 exons. Gene Ontology annotation, molecular function: protein binding. The record is from RefSeq and is a predicted model, not a curated record.